Molecule: messenger RNA, 845 nt
Organism: Gallus gallus (chicken)
Lineage: Eukaryota; Metazoa; Chordata; Aves; Galliformes; Phasianidae
Gene: C5orf63
Product: C5orf63 homolog
Exons: 5
Coding region: 180-557 (125 amino acids)
Source: RefSeq, a predicted model, not a curated record
GGGCGGCGGAGCGUCGCCGCGCACUCCGAGGCCGCGCGCCCUCCCCGGGCGCAGCGCGGAGCUGGGCCGUCCCUCGGCCUCUGCCAGGUCUUUAUAAUUGCCUGGAGGCAGGAGAAUGAAAAGCGCAGAGUAAUCAUGUUGAAAGAUUUUAUAUUUGCUUUUAGCAGUUUAAUUUCUUCAUGACAGAAAACAGCAGGACAAUGAUAUUUUGUUUUCUGAGCAGAACAGUGCAACUAGCAAGUGCAUCCAGUCUGCUGGGAAGACUACUCUGUUCAGCUAGCACGAAUAAGCCAGUAUUGACGCUGUUCACCAAGGUAAAGAAACCUUGCCCUCUUUGUGAUGAAGCAAAAGAAGCGCUUGAGCCAUAUAAGAGAAGGUUUAUUUUGCAGGAGGUGGAUAUUACCCUUCCGGAGAACUCAGCAUGGUAUCAUAAAUACAAAUAUGACAUACCUGUUUUUCAUUUAAAUGGAAGGUUCCUAAUGAAGCAUCAAGUAGACAUUCAAAAGUUUGAGGACCAGCUUACAAAGCUAGAGAUGCAUAAUGAUGGAAACCAUUGAAGAAAAUACAGUUGCUCUGGUGUGGUUCUGAAAUGACUGUGCAAAAUAAAUUGUGUGAAGAAGUAGUAUUCAUUAUCUGGCCUUACUUUUCUUAGAGCUUAUUGUACCUAUGUCCUAAAAAAAUCGGGUGACUCAUAUUCUAUUUUGUAUUAGUCAUUGAGUCCAGCUGCUUCAGUAGCAACUGUUACUGUACUGAGCAUCUGCUGUAUUCCUAGACUAUGGCUUUUCAUUGAUAUAAAUGGCUUUUCAUUGAAUAAAUGUUGCUCCAUAGCAGCAGAGCAAAUGAAA